Dibothriocephalus latus is the source of this 1146-nucleotide messenger RNA. NCBI's taxonomy places the organism in Eukaryota, Metazoa, Platyhelminthes, Cestoda, Diphyllobothriidea, Diphyllobothriidae. The record is from the annotation of a GenBank genome assembly.
CCUGAAGAGAAUUUGCCCUUUGAGGAGAAUCUAAUUCGAAAUCCGUUCAAUGUCAAAGCAUGGCUUCGGUAUAUCCAGUUUCAGAAGACUAGUCCGCCUCAAGUUCUUUACCUUACCUACGAAAGAGCUCUGAAGCAACUUCCCGGAAGCUACAAACUUUGGUAUAAUUAUCUCAAAUUGCGUCGGCAACAUGCGCGGCGACUUUGUCCUGGUUCUUUAGUGUACGAAGAAACGAACAAUGCACACGAACGUGCCCUCGUUACUAUGCAUAAAAUGCCCCGCAUCUGGACUGACUUCCUUCUUUUUCUAAUGCACCAAGGAUACGUAACGCUGGCUCGAAGAACUUUCGAUCGUGCUUUAAAAGCUCUUCCUGUAACACAGCAUGAACGAGUCUGGCGGAUCUAUCUCAAAUUUGCUGACAAGCAUGGAAAUCAUAUUAAAGAAACCUGCACCAGGAUCUAUCGUCGAUAUAUUAAAUACGCCCCAGAUGAUGUGGAACGAUUUAUCAAUUUCCUAAUCCGCAACGAGAACGUGAACGAGGCCGCAGUAUUACUAGCGGAGGCUAUAAACGAUGAAAACUUCAUCAGUAGAGAAGGACGAUCGAAAUUUCAACUGUGGCAGACCUUAUGUGAAUUGCUGGUUAAGAAUCCCGCAAAAAUAACUUCCCUUAACGCCGAUGCCAUCAUUAGACAGGGAAUUGGACGUUACACUGAUCAGGUCGGCAUACUAUGGACAUCUCUUGCUGACUAUUACAUUCGCAGUGGUAAUCUCCCACGCGCGUGUGAUGUGUAUACUGAAGCCAUAAACACAGUCGUCACUGUCCGCGAUUUCAGUCAAACAUUUGACGCUUAUGCGGAGUUUCAGGAGUCAAUAGCAAAAGCACGCAUGGAAGCGCUUGAGAAGUCUGGCGAGGUCUCCGAAAAAGACGAACUGGAGGUGGAGCUAGCCCUAGCUAGCCUGGAGUCUCUGAUGGAGAAACGACCCUUGCUACUGAACAGUGUCCUGCUUCGACAGAAUCCCCACAAUGUGAGUGAUUGGCUGCAGCGUGUGGAGUUGCUGGAGUCGAAGGGUCCCCGGAAACAGAUCGAGGCCUUCAUGGAUGGCAUCAGUUCUGUUGAUCCAGGUAGGCCUUCCUGUUCUAUAUGA